AUGAAUACAGAUAAUUUAUAUGACAAUAAUAAUAAAUUUAAUACGCCAUUCACAGCUGAUCAGCUAGCACCAAAGUCUUCGACUCAAGAUAACGUCAACAUCCAGAUUAUAGACGCUAUAAGGACUACAGAAGGCGCUAAGUCUUCUUAUAUCACCUAUAUAAUUCAGUCUGAUUCACAGCAAGUCUCGAGGCGAUACUCCGAAUUUGAAUCACUCAGGCAGAUCCUCGGUAGACUCUACCCAACGCUUAUUAUUCCCCCUAUACCCUCAAAGCACACACUCGGCGACCUCGCGAAGACGAAGGAGGAUGCUAAGAUCGUAACACGACGUAGGAGAACACUACAGGAUUUCCUCAGUCGUGUCGCUCGCCACCCUAUUCUUGGCAGUGAACACUUCUUUCAUAAGUUCCUUUCACCUGAAAUCAGCUGGAAACACGUACUUGCAAGCCCGCCGAUUAGUACUCUCCCUCGUAAUCCACUCCACGUUUCUUCAAAUGAUCCAACCAAUGAUUCCAAUGUCGCUGCUUACGCUUCUUUGCCUACACCUUCGCCUUCACAGCCGCUACGUCAUCCAGAUCAGCGUUUCCUCGAUAGCGAAAUGUUCACAGCUAAGUUCGCACAGCACUUUGAGAGCUCCUUGGAGCGAGUAGAUAAGCGUACUACUAAGAGGUGGUCGACUGUCGCGAACGAUUAUGCAGAAUUAGGAGCAGCUUUUAAUGGUUUCAGUUUGACAGAAUCAGACCUUUCGGUUGCGCUUGAGAAAGUUGGCCAGGCUGUUGACUCAACGUAUAUUUCAACGAACACUAUGUUGCAAAAUUGGGAGAAAGAUUUCUCAGAGCCACUACACAUAUACAGUCAAUUCGCUGGUAUAAUCAAGAAACUACUCGAAUACAGACAUCAAAAGCACGCUCAGUAUGAGAUGUUAAUUGACGCAUUGGACGCUAAACGCAGCACACUCGAAGAACUAGAAAGAGCAGAGCAGGAGGCUAGUAGACUCGAUGAGGCUCUCUCCCGUGGAUUAUCAUCAACGAAAAUGCUCGAUAGACCGAACGAGGAGGAGGAGGCUACAAAUGGUGCAGAAGCACCAUCUGAUAGUGAACCUCCCGCUGAAGCCGAAACUGAUGCUGAGGCAGACCAAUUGCCCUCACAGUCUAUUAUCACGAGUUCACCACCGAAGAUCCGGAGAUACAAGAGUAAUAUGAGUUUCCUCGGUGCAAUUUCACAUACAUUACAUGGUAUAAUGGAUGUUGAUCCUGAGGCAACUAGGAGAAAUAGCAUUGGAAAGACGCGAGAGUCGAUUCAAGGGCUUGAGUCUGCAUUAGAAGCCUCAACAUAUGAUUUGAGUUACACUAGCCAAAUAAUUCAGGCAGAUUUGGAUAGAUUCCAACGACAGAAAGUUGCAGAUAUCCGGGAGAUGUGCAUAUCAUACGCCCAAUUCCACUCAGAUUGGGCAAAAGAUAAUGCAUCCGUUUGGGAAGAAGCUCAAAGGGAGAUUGAGAAGAUAGAUAUUAACCUAAAUGAUGAAGAAAUAGAGCAAUAUUCACAUCAAUUUGACAACGUUUAG
Messenger RNA from Wallemia mellicola CBS 633.66, 1563 nucleotides. RefSeq lists its product as hypothetical. Bases 1 to 1563 code for a protein of 520 amino acids. The record is from RefSeq and is a predicted model, not a curated record. Lineage: Eukaryota; Fungi; Basidiomycota; Wallemiomycetes; Wallemiales; Wallemiaceae. The transcript has 7 exons. Gene Ontology annotation, biological process: retrograde transport, endosome to Golgi. Gene Ontology annotation, molecular function: phosphatidylinositol binding.